ACGUCAAUACACGUCAACCAGAGAACAUGAUGCCUCUUUGCAAGUCAACUCGUGUGCUUUCUAGCUGAUAGAGGCACCUCGAGCUGAAAUAUUAGAGGUCUAUUGUAUUGGAGAACGUGGUGUGACAGCCCCCGGGCUCAGCAAAUGGCCUGCUUCGUAUCGCCGCGCUGACGGGUAGAGCGUCGCCACAUCGGCGUCCAAGCUGGCAGGGCGACACAGAAAUCAACUUUGUCUAUUUUUAAUGGACACGCUUGGAGCGGCGGCGGCGGCAGAAGCAGCGGCAGAAGCAGCGGCAGAAGCGGCGGCGGGCGGUUUGUUUUCCUCUCGUCUUUAUCUGUAGCUGCCGAAGCAAAAGAAAAGAAAAAAGAGCACCGUGUUAGUGAGAGAGGAGCCCCUCGUGUGUCCCCCCACCUCCCCUCCUCCUGCCCGUCUGGCUGCCUCCUACUCGUCCACAAACAGUCCCGUUUUAGAACAGCAUGGUCAUGGCUGACAGUGUCCAGAAACCGCUGAUCCGGGGUCCGGUCCGAGUGGGCUUCUACGACAUCGAGCGCACUUUAGGAAAGGGCAAUUUCGCUGUCGUGAAGCUGGCCAGACACCGCAUUACCAAGACCGAGGUGGCCAUUAAGAUCAUCGACAAGACCCAACUGGAUGCUGUGAACCUGGAGAAGAUCUACAGAGAAGUUCAGAUUAUGAAAAUGCUGGACCAUCCUCACAUCAUCAAGCUCUACCAGGUGAUGGAGACGAAGAACAUGCUUUACUUAGUCACGGAGUAUGCCAAGAAUGGGGAAAUCUUCGACUAUCUGGCAAAGCAUGGCCGUCUCAGUGAGCUCGAGGCCAGGAGGAAGUUCUGGCAGAUCCUGUCAGCGGUUGAAUACUGUCACAACCGAAACAUCGUCCACAGAGACCUGAAGGCAGAGAAUCUGCUGUUGGAUGGCCACAUGAACAUCAAGAUUGCAGAUUUUGGAUUCGGGAAUUUCUUCCAGCCUGGGGAGCCUCUGGCCACGUGGUGCGGCAGCCCGCCCUACGCCGCUCCAGAGGUCUUUGAGGGACAGCAGUACGAGGGCCCACAGCUGGACAUCUGGAGUAUGGGAGUGGUGCUUUAUGUGCUGGUGUGUGGCGCGUUGCCCUUUGAUGGGCCCUCUCUGCCCGUGCUCCGACAGAGAGUCCUAGAAGGAAGGUUUCGCAUCCCCUACUUCAUGACUGAAGACUGUGAACACCUCAUCCGCAGAAUGUUGGUUCUGGACCCGUCAAAGCGUCUGUCUGUGGCCCAGAUUAAGGAGCACAAGUGGAUGGCUCUGGAUGUUCCAGUGCAGAGGCCUGUCCUGUACCAGCAGCCUCUGUCUGCUGACGGGGAGGCGGGUGUAGGAGAAUACAGCGAACAGGUCCUUCGCCUGAUGCACAGCCUGGGUAUCGACCAGCACAAGACUAUAGAGUCUCUGCAGAACAAGAGCUACAACCACUUUGCUGCUAUCUACUACCUGCUGGUGGAGCGACUCAAGGCCCAUCGCUGCAGCUUCCCUGUCGAACAGAGGCUCGACGCCCGCCAGCGACGGCCCAGCACCAUUGCCGAACAGACGGUCGUCAAGUCGACCAGUGGUUCAGCCCAGGUGGGUUUGCUCCCGCAGGGCGUUCGUCUGUUGCGUUCCCCUGCUGUGCCCCAAGCCUCCUCUGAUGCUUUCACCUUCCCCCAGACUGCAUGUCCCCUGGAGCAGAAUUUCAUGGUGGAGGAUGUCAACACACCAAAAGUGAACGGCUGCCUGCUGGACCCCCUACCUCCCCCCACUGUCCUCCGCAAGUCCUCCACCUCGUCGCCUAGCAACAUGAUGGAGACAUCGAUUGAUGAGGGCAUUGAGACUGAGGAGCCCGACACAGAGGAUGAUCCAUCCCACCUGCUCUCAGCCUAUCAGACAGCUCGAUUCGGUCAACGGCGACACACCCUGUCUGAGGUCACCAACCAGCCCGGGCCUUCGAACCAAGGUAAAUUAUUCACUCUAGGCCACAACCCCUCCAUGGGUAGCGUGGACUCAGACAUUGGCUACGAUAUGGGCUCCAUGCACAGUGACCUUGGUCUGCUGGAGGACCCCCCCUCUCUCACUGAAGUGGUACCAACCAACAGCUCCGCGGCUGGCGUUACCCCUACGCCUUUCCUGAGUGCUCGGCCUGCCAACCCGGCAAUGGCAGCCCUCACCUCCCAGCACAGGGAGACACACAACCGCUCCCCCAUCAGCUUCAGAGAAGGACGUCGUGCCUCCGACACCUCCCUCACCCAAGGUCUGGUCGCCUUUCGGCAGCACCUCCAGAACUUGGCGAGGACCAAAGGCAUCCUGGAACUGAACAAAGUCCAGAUGCUGGUGGAGCAGAUGGGCUCCGGGGAAGGGGCCGCCAUGGGCCACCUGGGACCACAGCACCACUUGCACAACCUCCUGGAGGGUGAGGCAUACAAGCAUCAAGAGGGCCUAGCUUUAUAUCAAGGUGGGCCUCAGCCGCCUCUCCUGUCCCGCAGACAGAGUUUGGAGACACAGUACCUCACUCACAGACUACAGGCCAACGUCUUGGCUAACAGUCCGGCAAGCUGCCAACUUUUUUGUAAGGAGACUCCUCGAAGUUUAGAGCAACAGCUGCAGGAGCACAGUGGAUGCUACUGCCCUCCCCACAGACUGAACCAGAAGAGGAUGUACUUGCAGCAGCAGCCACAGGGCAUGGGGCUGCAGGCCUACUUCAACCAGAUGCAGAUAGCUGAAGGCUCCUACCCGACAGGCAGCCCUGCUCUGGACCCAGUGGUGUCUCAAACUUCCCCUCAGGGCCCCCCCAUGUCAGCCCCUCACCAGCCCCAGAAUCAGCAGCAGGGUAGUCCUCAGGCCUCACCGCCCUUCAGCCACCCUCAUAGCUUGAGCCCUCUGAUGGAACCUGGCGAGGGCUUGGUUUAUGAACCCUACAUGAGCCAUCACCACUACACCCAACACCUGCCUCCUGGAUCUCACCUCCACCACCAGCUCCACCAUCCCCAGCCUCAUGAAGCUUCUGUCAGCGGCCUGGGCUUCAGCUACCCUGCAGGCUGUGAGCAGCAGGUGCUGGGGCCUUCCCCCGAGGCUCUCCUCCCAGAGCAGUACGAUUUCUCGCUGGAUCCGUCCUCGCUGCCCCCUUCCACUCUAGGGGAGGUCAACGCCGGAGCUAUGGCUGGAGUUUUGGCUGGUCCAGGCCAAUCAGACGUCCUGGGCCUGCCUGAACUGCAGGGCUCCCUCCUGGACAGUGAGAUGAUGGAGACCGUAGACUCUCAGCAUGGCUUCGUACUGGUCAACUAAAGCCAGCUGAAGGGGUUAUUAGAAAGCAGUAUUAAGCAAUGAGAACCUACACAGCAUCAAGAGCAGAGAGAAUGGAGAUGUAAGUGGAGGCCAUAAGCGUAGCAACAGGGAAGAAAGUGUUAAUUUUUGUACAACUAAUACAAACUUCAUUUCUUAGUUGUGAUGAACUCAACCUUUCUACCAAAAUCAUCCCUUAACCUACCUCCCUUUCUCCCUCUACUCCUCUGUUCUCGUUCUCAUCAGUCCUGUGAGGCAGGAACAGGCCCGAUAUGUGGCACAAUGUUGAGCUUCGCUGUGCUGACUUGGCGAGGCUGCUCUUGUCACGUACGUUGUGCCCCCUGUGAGGACUGCGCCGUGCGGCCCACGGGGAGGGGGGAUGCUGCACAUCCUGGUGGCUGCUACAGUGCAUCAUUUCACCGAGAAAUGGUUUUGGAAGUGAACUAAUUUAGGACUGAUCAAGUGGCAACCAAAAGCACAAAGGCUGAAAGUGCUUUUUGUAUUUAAAAUAGGACACCAUCAAUGACAAUAGACUGGUUCUCAAAACCCUUUGGUGCAUUUUUUAAAAGAUUCCAGUAGAUUUAAAAAAUUAAAAACAACUGAACAAGAGCAAAUGGCCCUCAUUUAUCAUGGUACCAUGAGUAUCACCACAAAUUCAAAUGUUAAGAUGUCGGGUUUUUUGUUGGUUUUAUAGCCAUUAUAGGAGUUAUUUACACACUAAUGCACAAAGGCUUACAUGGAGUCAUGUGUAGGUUGCAGCACUAGUAUAUACACUAUUCCUUUAGAAAGCAGGUAACUUUCAUCAUUUGCCUAAACAAAUAACAUAAAUGCUACAAUUGUGCUUUUAACAGUGAUAAACUCGCUCCAAGCUGUUUUUUAGUAUGACUAAUGAGAACAUUAGUGUAGGCUACGUGACAUAAAUAUUUGUUUUUUCUUGUAAAAUGUAACUACUGAUCCUGAUUAAUUUCUUACACUACUGAACUGCUUUUCCACCUUUACCCAAUUGCACACACUUGCCAGAUUUCAUUACGCUCAACACGACUAGGAAAAUUCCCAGUUUUUUGCAGGCGAAAUGGCCGUGUACCUAUUUAACAGCUGAAAUGUGGGUCAUGCGUUUGCCUGAUAAAUGAGGGCUGAUGGAAUUAAUACGUUGGGUUGAGAAGUUGCGGUGUUAGACAGUCGAUAUUCUAUUUUUGUGGCAAUACUGAAGCAAUAUUAAUCCUUAAUGUGGAGAGACUGUAAAUGGAAGCCUCACCUGUACAGCCGACUCUGAUUGGUUCCCGGGGACCUCUGAGUUGUCAGCAGUGACAUCACUUGAGCUGAUGAUGUAACCAGGAGAUAAUCCGUCAUUCGUUUGCCCUGGAAGUGCCGGGAUAAGCCUGGAGACAGCUGUAUGGAUGGAACUGUGCAAAAGUUUUAAUGAAAUAACUAGUGUUUAUUCAUCAGUUAAUGUCAUACAAUGUGCAAUCAGAAAUGCCUAAAUCAAAUCAAUCUUUGGUUUGACCACCCUCUUGCCUUUAAAACAGCGCUGGUUUUUCUCAGUACGCUUGCACACAGUUCUUAGAGGUACUUGGCUGGUUGGUUGUUGCAAGCAUCCUGGAGAACUUGUUCUGUCCCAGUUGCUUCCGACUCUUCAUGUAAUCUAGUACUAUUAUGUUGAGGUCAGUGAUGCUGAAUAAACACAUGCCUCUCUGCUGGUAUGAUGUUAUGGAUACGAAGCUAAAUAUAAAAAUAUCUUAAAACUUUUGCACAGCACUGUGUUUGUGUGUGUGUUUGUGUGUUUGUUUCUGUACACACUGCAGAAUUCAGAUAUUCUGCGUCCAUCACAGGAUUUGUUGUCAUUACUGAAAAAGACAAACACUGUAUUACAGCUUUCUUCAGAGUGACACAAACUGUGCUUUCCCUCUCAGUGCAGUUGUAGCUUUUAGAUAAUUCUGGUUUACAUCCUCAGUGCUCCAGUCAUGCCUCUGUGUUUUAAUGAUGAAUUGUGUUUAUGAUAAUAGAAUGACCCCGUGAAGAUUCCCUGCAUUAGAUUUCAUGAAAGAAUGUUUCCUCUCUGACGUUGAGGCUGCUGUGAGACAAAGACCAGCAGAACAUCAGUCACCUGACACUGGAUUUUGACUGUUGGCUCAAAAUCAGUCUUUGACUGACAGCAAGCCGGCAACAAGACGAGAGAUCUCUUUUUUUUCACAGCACUUACUGUGUUCAGUCUACUUGAAGCACACAGAUGUAUGUUCUCUGACAGAUGAUGAUGAUUUAAAAGGAAAUCCUCUCAAUUGGAAUAAUAGGACAAUGAACGUCACAGGGCCGAGAUGAAAUUAUUAACUGUGACCAUCUGUGGCCUGUGGCCAGACAGUGUGACCUUCAGUAGUCGUGGGUUAAGCUGUAGAGGUGUUUGUAGUCAGAUUAGCCUUCACACAAGGCAGUCACUCUGUGUGUAGACUGGACUGAGCACAUAUCUUAGAGUCCACAAUCAGACUCUUAAAGUACAGUGAUGGUUUGACUAGGAGUCUCUAUAGUUGCAGUUAGCAGACAUUAGUGUUGGCAAGAAAAUGUGGACCAACUGUGGUUGCAGUCCUGUGCAAGAUGUAAAGGAAAAAUCCACCCUAAGAUGCUUUUAAUAAGUUCACAACAGAUUAGUGCUGGGACUAAUGAUGAAGUAAUCUGCUUAUUGCUUAGUUUGUUUGGCCUAUUUCAGGCUAAGAAAAAUGUCAAAUGUCUCUCACCAACUUAAGCAAAUAGUUGUAACAAAAAUUGCUGCUAAACAAUUACAUGUCUCCUUUUGUCAGCUUUACGGUCAAUUAACACAGCUGGCAAGUUUUGCUGUCAGCCUCUCAGGAUCUAAGAUCAACUGCUUAGUAAGUCACCAUUUGCUCUCACAUUUAACAGUCAAAUGGGCAGAGAUACUAAUAACUCCAGCUACAAUGGCCUCAUCAGACCACAGUGUAAUGCAGCCAAAAGGCAUGUUGCAAAACAGGUCUUGUGGCUGCAUUAAUAGUCCCACCCUUCAAUUUACAAUUAGUCGGCUAGCUGGAUAUGUUUAUAUGGUCAUACACCCACAUUUUAUUGACAGAAAUAGGCUCACACCCAGUUUGUGGGUCAUGUUGCAAAUGGCAUUUUGAAAGAAAGAACUGUACUCACGGGUGUGAGGCUGGUUGCAGAUGAAAUAAUUAUUCUGGGGUUUACAGAUCAUUAAAUUGUCAAUACUGAUGUAAGAGCAUUAGAGGGUGGAUUUUGCCUUGAAGUGAAUGUUUUGAUGAUUGUUUUGUUUAUUUUAUUUUGAUUUUGUCAAUGGUAAGGCUAAAACUACAGGAUGAUCUGUGGAAGUUGAAUACUGGAGCACUUUGACAACAAGGGGACGAAGAGAUGUAGCGAGAGAGGAGGAGGUGACUGUGGUGGAGGUGGAAAAGGUUUGUAUUGCUCUGCUGUUUCCUGGCAGAUGAAACGAACCGUAAUCUGUAGGAAACACCUUUCUCCUCUCUCUUCCCCACCAAUAAUGGACACAAAACAAAUUUCUUUCAAAGAAAGACCAGACAUAGUAACACUUUAUUUGAUUGUUGAUUUUAAUCCAAGAAAGAGUAACACUUUUCACUUUAUUAUGAUAAGUGUUCUUUGUACAGAUUAGGGGUGUUAGUGAACCUUCAGUGCACACUCAAGUUGCACCGAAUUUUGUGUUGGAAGUGAAUAGUGUUCAGUGUGCCUUUUACUUUUUCGUAUUUUCAGUCUAAAUUAAGAUUUUGAAUAGCACUAUUAUUUCUGGUUGGACCCUUUUAUCAUUUUAUUUUAUUAUGAUUACUUCUUGCUUUUCUGUAAUUUUUUUUUUCUGAAAGUAAGUAGAGCCAGGUUUUACAAAGGUACAAAACCAAAGUCCCUCAGAAGUUUCCCUGUAUGACCCACCGUGUGGAGUUUUGGAGCUUCUUUGUCAGCUUCUCUACCGUGCUUUUUUUUCUCGUUGGUCAAUCAGUGUAUGCCAUUUAAAAGUAUUAUAGCAAUAUUUCUCUAGUUGAAGACUAAAGUCAUGAAGAUUCUAGUGGAUGUGUUUCCAAGUAUCAUAAUUUCACCUCCUGCUGAUAAAACAAACAAAAAAAAUCAGUCUAUCAAUAGAAAAUCCAGUUUUAUAUUUACCUUCAUUGAUGUUGACCACACAUAAGCUAACUUGCUGUUGAGAUUAAAAAGGUUUAUUGAAACGGAAUAA
Messenger RNA from Acanthochromis polyacanthus (spiny chromis), 7494 nucleotides. RefSeq names its product salt-inducible kinase 2b (gene sik2b). Gene Ontology annotation, biological process: protein phosphorylation; microtubule cytoskeleton organization; intracellular signal transduction. The record is from RefSeq and is a predicted model, not a curated record. Gene Ontology annotation, molecular function: tau-protein kinase activity; ATP binding; protein serine/threonine kinase activity. NCBI's taxonomy places the organism in Eukaryota, Metazoa, Chordata, Actinopteri, Pomacentridae. Bases 477 to 3302 code for a protein of 941 amino acids. Gene Ontology annotation, cellular component: cytoplasm. The transcript is spliced from 15 exons.